Messenger RNA from Andrographis paniculata, 3163 nucleotides. RefSeq lists its product as uncharacterized. Lineage: Eukaryota; Viridiplantae; Streptophyta; Magnoliopsida; Lamiales; Acanthaceae. The transcript is spliced from 5 exons. The coding region runs from base 329 to 1012 and encodes 227 amino acids. The record is from RefSeq and is a predicted model, not a curated record. Gene Ontology annotation, cellular component: mitochondrial matrix.
GAGAGUUCUUUAUCUAUAAGUAUCACGAUAUUGACAACUUUUUGAAGUUGAUUGCCACCGUCGGUUGGUUAUGUUCAAUCACCUUGAUGUGGUGCAAGUCAUCAAUUCGAGCCUGGUACGAAACAAAUAAUGCUGAUUACUUCCAUAUGCAUUGGGCCGGGCCUUGUGGGCUUUUAACAAAAGCCCACAUCAAGGCCCAAUUUAUAAACAAGGAAGGAAAAUAUUGGCGAAGAACAUAACAGAUCACCAUGGCUAUCAAAACUUGCUUAAACCCUUCAGUUGGAUCUUCGUUUCCCUCUGGGGAACUUGUCCGCGUCGGAUUUGGCUGAUGGCGCAUCGUCUGUUGCGAGGAUUACGAGAGACAGCGAAAAGUCUGGUUCUUCAACGGCGUUCGAGACCUGUUUAUCAAUUGGUUGAGUCGUCGUUACCCAGAAAUUACGCGACGGACGUGCGAAAUGCAGCGUACGAAGGCGACGUUGUUCUGCGGCUUAUUCGGAACGAAAUUCAGUACGAGCUCGAUCAUUUCCCUGCACUUGAGCCUGUACCAGAAUUCAAUUCGUUCAUUGUUGAUGGACGACCGGGUGAGCAGUGGAUCCAGUUAAGAAGAAAAUUUGGAGAGAAGGAACAAAUAAAAAUUGAAGCAACUAUGUUCAACAGACUUCACAUGAAGAAGACCGAUGAAAUGCCAGAGGACAUGAGGCUUGAAAUAACUUUGGUCAUUGAUGUGUUCAAGGGGGAAGAUAUAUUGGAGUUUGUAUGCUCUGCAAAGCGAGAUGGUAUCGAGAUUCACAAAGUUUAUGCUCGUGGACAUGAUAAAGUAAAAGAUCAGUCUUACAUCGGUCCUGAAUUCAAGGAUUUGGAUGAUGACUUGCAAGAUUCACUCUAUGAUUUCUUAGAGGCUAGAGGUAUAGACGAUGAGCUGGCAGAAUAUUUGCAUCUGUAUAUCCAGAACAAGGAAAAAAAUGAGUAUCUGCAGUGGAUGGUAAAUCUCAAAUCUUUCAUACAGGGGUAGAGAAACACCAUUGCUCUUUGCUACAGUUUCUUACAUCAGGGAAAGCCCAACUGUUUAGGGACAGUGCAUUGUGAUGAAGAUGAUGAUAGGCAAAGGCGUGGCUGGACGGCAAGAGCGGCGGCCUGAGCUGCGAUUUUGGCGGGGAAGCGGAAGAACAGAGCAAGUGGCUGUGUGAAAAGACAGUGGUGAAGGGGUCGUCGAUCAGGCAGAUGAAGCAGUAAGCCAGUACAAAGGUAGGUUAAAGGGCUAAAUUGUCAUUUUCGAAAUGAGGGGCAUGAUAGACUUUUCAAGUGGCAGAUCCAUACAAGCUCGUCUUUUCAAGCCAGUAAAAAGGUAGGUUAAAGGCUAAAUUGUCAUUUUCGAAAUAAGGGACAUGAUAGACUUUUCAAGUGGUAGAUCCGUACAAUCUGGUGUUUGCCCUCAGGUCGCUUGGUCUAGUCGGUUGGUUUGGUUGGUUGGUUUUCGGUCGGAUGGUCAGUUGGGUUGGUUAGCGGUCGGAUAAGCAGGCCGGAAGAUCCUCGGUCGGUUUGUCCUUGGUCGAAUGAUCAGGUCGGUUGGUUAGCGGUCGGAUACGCAGGUCAGAAAGUCCUCGUUCGGUUGGUCUAGUCGGUUGGUCCUCGGUCGGAUGGUUAGCGGUCGGACAGACAGGUCUGAUGGUCAGCAGGUCGGACAGACAGGUCUGAUGGUCUGCGGUCGGAUAAAGUAGAUCGGCUGGUCUACGGUCGGAUAGGCAAGUCAAUUGGUUGGCAGACAGAUAGACAGGUCGCUUGGUGGGUGCGGCCAAGGAGUCUUUGUCUACGAUUCGUCUCUGGAUUGGUCAAUUGGGCUAUUUGAGUUUUGGAACUGGUUUAGGGUUUAGGGUUUAGAAGGUCCUCGGUCGGUUGGUCUAGUCGGUUGGUCUCUGGUCGGAUUCAGGUUGGUUGGUUAGUGGUCGGCUAGGCAGGUCGGAAGGUCCAAGAUCGGUUGGUCUAGUCGGUAGGUCAUCGGUCGGAUGGUUAGCGGUCGGACAGAUAGGUCUAAUGGUCAGCAUGUCGGACAGACAGGUCUGAUGGUCAGCAGGUCGGACAGAUAGGUCUGAUGGUCUGCAGUCGGAUAAAGUAGGUCCGGUCUACGGUCAGAUAGGCAAGUUAGUUGGUCUGCAGGUAGAUAGAGAGGUUGGUUGGUUGGUGCGGCCAAGGAGUCUUUUGGUCUAGCGAUUGGUCUCUGGAUUGGUCGGUUGGGCUAUUUGAGUUCUGGAACUGGUGGAGGCGUUUGGCGAGGCGGUUGAUGUAACUGACCAGACGACGUUUCAAAAUGUUUCGUCUUGGGCGGUUGACGGCGGUUGCUGGGGACGGUUCCAAAAUGUCUUUUCAAGCCAAUACAAAGGUAGGUUAAGGGCUAAAUUGUCAUUUUCGAAAUGAGGUGCAUGAUAGACUUUUUAAGUGGCAGAUCCAUACAAUCUCGUGUUUAUAUGAUAUAAUAUAUAUAUAUAUAUAUAUUGGACCUAUAACAUAGUCACACAAAAUAGGGCAAUCGAGUUUCGAUAAUGUGAAGAUUAGGGAAGAAUUUAUAUUGAGUUGAUGAAAGCGGUUUGGUCCCCCUCCCCUCCCCGGCAUUAGGGAGAUGGUCUUAAUGGUUUAAGAAAAAUGAAUGCAUUGUGGAUUUUCGGCAUAGGAAAGGAAAAUAGUUUUACAUUCCAUUCAAUCUAUAAGUGUGUAAUAGAUUCAUAUUAUAGUUCAUGUAUGCAUUUAAAUUAUGUUGUAUAAUUAAGGCUAUAUUAUACUAUAUGCUGGUAGUAGAAAAACAAUAUACUUCCUCCGUUGGUCAAACGUGUGUUCAUUUGACCGGAGACAGGUUUUAAUAAAAACUAGUAAUAAUUGUUAUUUUUUAUUUUUAUAGUAAAAAAAUACAUAAGUGUAAUUAUUUUGAAUAGAUUAUGGUCAUUUUAUGUAUUUGUGGUGUGUUUUUACUAUGCUUGGAUAAGAUAGAAUUAUAUAAUAAUUGUGUAUUAGUUAACACAAAUAUUAUAUUAUAUAGGCAGAAUAGUAUAAAAUAAUUCACCCCGUGGUUUAUGAAAAUUGAGUGAAAUUUGUCGCUUGCUACAUAUGGUUCGCCUAGUGUAAUUUGUCCGUCGGGCCUAGUUUGUCCAUAGCUUCAUAUUCAAUAUUCAUA